AUUACAUUUAUUGAGCUUCUCCAAUAAAUCUGAUGAAUCGUGGUGUUGUAGCGCUGGUAACGGGUGGAGCCUCCGGUCUGGGCCUAGCUACAGUCAGACAUGUCAUCAAGACAGGUGGUAAAGCGCUCAUAGCUGAUCUACCUGGAUCCAAAGGGUCUACUAUUGCACAGGAAAUGUCAGACAAUUGCAGGUUCUCCCCCGUUGAUGUGACGGACGAGGCGAGUGUAAGAUCUGCCCUGGAGAUGGCAGCUAGCGAACUUGGUCCUAUCACUGCUGCUGUCAGCUGUGCUGGUAUCGCCACUGCUGGCCUCACCUUCUCCAAAAGAGGGCCAGGGUCGCUAGAUGACUUUCAGAGAACAAUUAAUGUGAACCUGGUGGGUACCUACAACGUGUGUAGACUCGCUGCUGAAGCAAUGUCAGCUCAGGAACCUUAUAAUGAGAGUGGAGAAAGAGGAGUUUUAAUCAACACAGCCAGCGUAGCCGCCUUUGAAGGGCAGCGAGGACAAGCGGCGUAUGCUGCCAGUAAAGGCGGUGUUCGUGCACUGACAAUAGUCUUGGCAAGAGAUCUCGCUGCGUUUGGUAUCAGAGCUUGCACCAUCGCACCAGGUAUUAUCCUGACACCCAUGAUGGCAGGAAUGAGGGAUGAUAUUAAAGAAUCCCUUGCUGCUGGGGUGCCUUUUCCUAAACGCCUCGGGCAUCCUGAGGAAUAUGGCGCCCUUGCUCAUCAUAUCAUGACUAAUGGAUACCUCAAUGGAGAAACUAUUCGCAUGGAUGGAGCUCUCAGAAUGACUUAAUUAAGCUGAAGAAUUACUUGAAGUUGCGUGACCCAGUAGUAUGAUGGACUGUUUAGGAUUCAGCACUUUUAGGAUAGUUUACAAUGAUUUAUAGAUAUUUUAUAUUGUAUUAUAUAAUAAGGCUUCGUGAUUUCUUAGGGUUUAAAGACGUUAAUUUUGCGUUACUUUAAUUUCGUUCUCAGAAGCUUUUAUGCGCUUUUAUGUAAUCAAGUUUAUAAAUUUGUUCUAAUCGUUUUUGUUUGUAUUCUAACUUAUUAAAUUCAUUCCAAAAA
Messenger RNA from Bolinopsis microptera, 1066 nucleotides. Its product is annotated as 3-hydroxyacyl-CoA dehydrogenase type-2-like. Lineage: Eukaryota; Metazoa; Ctenophora; Tentaculata; Lobata; Bolinopsidae. The record is from RefSeq and is a predicted model, not a curated record. Gene Ontology annotation, molecular function: oxidoreductase activity. The coding region runs from base 33 to 794 and encodes 253 amino acids. The transcript is spliced from 7 exons.